Saccharomycodes ludwigii is the source of this 1464-nucleotide messenger RNA. It is a transcript of the gene ZPR1, whose product is annotated as zinc finger-containing protein ZPR1. NCBI's taxonomy places the organism in Eukaryota, Fungi, Ascomycota, Saccharomycetes, Saccharomycodales, Saccharomycodaceae. Gene Ontology annotation, cellular component: nucleus; cytoplasm. Gene Ontology annotation, molecular function: zinc ion binding. The transcript has a single exon. The record is from RefSeq and is a predicted model, not a curated record. The coding region runs from base 1 to 1464 and encodes 487 amino acids.
AUGCCAUCCCAAGAACCAAAUAAGAAGAUGGAGAAUUUUUUCAAACCAGUCGGUGAGGCUGUUGAAGAGAUAGAACAUGAAAAUAGUACUAACGAGGGUUUAACUAAAACCGGUGUAGAGGAUGCAGAAGGCCACCCAGUCCAAGAAAUUGAAAGUUUAUGUAUGAAUUGUGGGAAAAAUGGUGUUACUAGAAUGCUACUAACUUCGAUCCCUUAUUUUCGAGAAGUUGUUUUAAUCUCUUUUGAGUGUCCUCACUGUGGGUUUAAAAACAACGAAAUACAACCAGCUUCUACCAUCCAAGAAAAGGGCAGUAAAUACAUGUUAAAAGUGGAAGCCAAAGAAGAUUUUAACCGUCAAGUUGUCAAAUCAGAAACUGCAACCUGUAAAUUCGUUGAGCUAGAUAUUGAAAUUCCACCACAAAGAGGCCAAUUAACUACUGUAGAAGGCUUAUUACAAGAAAUGCUUGAAGAUUUAUCUAAUGAUCAACCAAAAAGGAAAAUAAUAGACAGGGAAACUUUUCAAAAAAUUGAUGAUUUCAUCAGUAAAGUUAAAAGUUACAUUAAUUGUGACAGGGGAAGACUACCAUUUACCUUCAUCUUAGAUGAUCCAGCAGGCAACUCUUGGAUAGAAUAUAAACCUGGAGAACCAACCCAUAAAUGGAGUCAUACUGAAUAUUUAAGAAGUGACGAGCAAAAUGUUGCUAUUGGGUUGAUGACUCAAGAUCAAUUGGAACAAAAGAAAGUUUUAGAAGAAGCUAGUGCUCCAUACCUCAAAGCAAGCGGAUUUUUAAGUGAUUCUACUGAUAUAGAAAAUUUCAAUAAUGAAGUCCAAACUUUUGUUGCUUCUUGUCCAUCCUGUGGUCAAGAAGGCUGCGAAACACAUAUGAAACCAGUGAACAUUCCACACUUUAAGGAAGUUAUUAUAAUGUCUACCAAUUGUGACAAAUGUGGGUAUAAAUCUAACGAGGUUAGAACAGGUGGUGCUAUUCCUGAUAAGGGCCGUAAAAUUACUUUAUUCUGUGAUGAGCCACAAGAAGAUUUAUCGAGAGAUAUUUUGAAAAGUGAGACUUGUAAGAUGGAAAUACCUGAGUUGCACUUAGAUGUGCAAGAAGGUACCCUAGGCGGGAGAUUCACCACUUUGGAAGGUAUUUUAAAACAAGUAUAUGAUGAGUUGCAUAGCAGAGUUUUCACUGCAACUUCUGAUUCCAUGGAUGAAGCAACCAAGAACAAUUGGAUUCAGUUUUUCAAUAACUUAAAACAGGCUUUGGAAGGAAAAACUAAAUUUACCGUUAUAAUGACGGAUCCGAUGGCUGGUAGUUAUAUUCAAAAUAUUUAUGCUCCAGACGCUGACCCAAAUAUGACCAUUGAAGAUUAUGAAAGAACCGAGGCACAAAACGAAGAACUGGGCUUGAAUGAUAUAAAAGUUGAUACUGAACCGGAAGAAAAAGACCAGGACAAGAAAUGA